AUGCGAAGCACCGAGUUCCUGAACCUCGCCCUCUCUCUCAACGCCUUAAUUGGCAUUUCUUACGCAACCGGCUGGAAAGUGGCCCACUGCGAGGGUAAAGAAGCAAUCAACUUCAACACCAAAAGCCUCUUCACCGUCUACCUGGACGGUCCGAAGGCGACCCAGAAGAUGUGCGACGACUUUGAGAAAGAGGUCGGCAAGCAGACUGGCAAGGACGUGACUGGGUCGCCGUGCCUGUUCAAUUCCGACGGAAUCGAAGCUGGAUUCGACCUGAGCAUUUACGACUCGGAUGGCGUCGAGAAAGCGAUUGAGAAGAUCUUCAAAAUAUCAAACCCGAAAUGCAAAGCCAUUUGGACCAUCAAAGAAUCACCCAGCCCAGUGCGCGCGGAGCCUGAGGCUGUCCCUCAAAAUUUGAAGGAUGAGGAGUGCCAAAUUUGCCAACUCCCUCUCGGGGACAAACAAGAAGGAGAAGCGCACCCGGACAAGCUCGGGAAGCUGAAGUGCAAUCACGACAAAUUCCACCAUCACUGCAUACACAAAUGGCUGGAUGACAAGACGCACAAGUGUCCGAUCUGUCGGACAGAGGGAAUCUUCACCAACAUCAAGAAAAAGGACUUUGAGACGGAAUUCAAGUACUACUACCCGAACAAGAAGAUGCAGAAGUAG
Aaosphaeria arxii CBS 175.79 is the source of this 666-nucleotide messenger RNA. RefSeq lists its product as uncharacterized. The record is from RefSeq and is a predicted model, not a curated record. Bases 1 to 666 code for a protein of 221 amino acids. Lineage: Eukaryota; Fungi; Ascomycota; Dothideomycetes; Pleosporales. The transcript is spliced from 3 exons.